Molecule: messenger RNA, 672 nt
Organism: Encephalitozoon romaleae SJ-2008
Lineage: Eukaryota; Fungi; Microsporidia; Unikaryonidae
Product: putative exosome subunit
Exons: 1
Coding region: 1-672 (223 amino acids)
Source: RefSeq, a predicted model, not a curated record
AUGUUCACGCCAUUAAACCAAAAGAAGCUUGUGAAUGUCAGCAUUGUUGCUCUUAAGAAGUUUGGAAGGCGUUACGAACUGGGUGUUUAUCCCAACAAGCUUUAUGAGUAUAGAAACGGAAUGGCAACGCCUCUGAACGAGAUUCUUCUUACAGACACUAUCUAUAGGAGCGUGUCCAAAGGAGAGAUAGCUGGGCAGGAUGAUUUGGACUUAUUCUGCAAGUCUCAUGAAGAGAUAGUCCGGGAGAUACUGAACAAUGGGUAUGAGCAGAAGAACGAGGCAACCAGAAUUUACGAGCAGGAGAAGACAGAGAGAGAGAUCAUUGAGUUCUUAAGAAACAAAGUGACAAAGGGAGGAAGGCAUCUGAACGAAGCUUCCUUGAAAGAAGCAAUAGGUAAGGUGCACAACAUAUACAUAGGUAACAGUAAGAAGCAAUCCCAAGAGAUACUGGGCAAACUGGAAAAAAUGGGCUUUGAUAGGGUUGGGAUAAAAGUCAGUGUCGAUAUGAAUGACAAAGUCAUGGAGUUUGCUAAGAAGAACGGAGAGGUCUAUGACGGAUAUGUAAUUAUAAGAAGCGAGUGUUUUCCGAAAUUCAAGGAGGUGUGCGAGGGGGAGCGAGUAAAGUACCUAAUCCUGAGAAGAGAAGAGCCGGAGGAUGAGGAGAUAUGCUAG